AUGUAUCAUAUAUCUCCACGUAUAGCCGAUAAAAUCAAACAUUUCGCUCGAUUUCCUCAAACAGGCGUUUCUUUGAAACAAAUGGUGUUGUUUGGUCAAAAACCAUCACAGGCAACCAUGUUCAAAGCUAGUCAGUUUUUACAUGAGGAAUUACCUAUACGUUUAGCUCAUAGAGUCAAGGAAUUGGAUGAGAUCUUGUUUGCCGAUAUGCCAUCUAUUAUCAAAGUCAAGAACUGGUAUGCUCAAUCUUUCCAGGAAUUGAUUGAAUUACCUCCACCAAAAUUAUCUAGCAAGAUCAAGGAAGAAUUUAAACGAGGGGCCAAGAAAAGCAAAGAUUAUUUCGACAAUGUACCAAAUCAUGCCUAUCCACCUAGACAAAAUACUGCACAUCCUUACCCAAUUGGUCACAGAUACUACAACAAUAUAGAGCAUGUACAAUGUACUCCUGAAAUGACAAUGUAUACGGAAGAAUUAGUGAAAACGAUCGAAGGUAUCAAACGACGACAUGAUCCAGUGGUGACGACAAUGGCUCAAGGUAUUUUAGAAUAUAAGGAAAAACUAGGUUCCAAUCUAAUCGAUACGGAUGUACAACAAUUCUUGGAUCGAUUUUAUAUGUCACGUAUUGGGAUUCGUAUGUUGAUUGGCCAACAUUCAGCUCUGUAUCGAGGUCCCUUUUACAGGAAUGAUUAUGUGGGUGUGAUCUGUACAAAGACAAAUAUCAAAGAAGUCGCCAUGGAUGCUAUUGCCAAUGCUAGAUUCAUUUGUGAAGAACAUUAUGGAUUAUUCAAAGCCCCUGACGUACAAAUGUUUUGCCCUGGUGAUAUAGAAUUCAUGUAUGUGCCCUCUCAUCUCAAUCAUAUGAUUUUUGAACUUUUGAAGAAUUCUUUACGUGCUGUGGUGGAACGUUAUGGAUGUGAUUAUGAAGAUCUCUAUCCACCUAUCAAGUUGGUCAUUGCCCAUGGAAAAGAAGAUAUUACUAUCAAAAUUUCGGAUGAAGGUGGAGGUAUUCCAAGAUCAGCAAUUCCUAUGGUUUGGACUUAUAUGUAUACUACUGCCCAAGUACAAGAAUUAGAACCCGAGUUCAAUAAGACUGAAUUCAAAGCACCAAUGGCUGGUUUUGGUUAUGGAUUACCGACAUCAAGAUUGGUAAUAUAA
This is a messenger RNA of Halteromyces radiatus, 1155 nucleotides long. RefSeq lists its product as uncharacterized. The transcript is spliced from 7 exons. Gene Ontology annotation, molecular function: pyruvate dehydrogenase (acetyl-transferring) kinase activity. Gene Ontology annotation, biological process: regulation of glucose metabolic process; protein phosphorylation. The record is from RefSeq and is a predicted model, not a curated record. The coding region runs from base 1 to 1155 and encodes 384 amino acids. NCBI's taxonomy places the organism in Eukaryota, Fungi, Mucoromycota, Mucoromycetes, Mucorales, Cunninghamellaceae. Gene Ontology annotation, cellular component: mitochondrion.